Messenger RNA from Penicillium alfredii, 960 nucleotides. Its product is annotated as serine/threonine-protein phosphatase. Lineage: Eukaryota; Fungi; Ascomycota; Eurotiomycetes; Eurotiales; Aspergillaceae. Bases 1 to 960 code for a protein of 319 amino acids. The transcript is spliced from 3 exons. Gene Ontology annotation, cellular component: FAR/SIP/STRIPAK complex. The record is from RefSeq and is a predicted model, not a curated record. Gene Ontology annotation, biological process: peptidyl-serine dephosphorylation. Gene Ontology annotation, molecular function: protein serine/threonine phosphatase activity.
AUGCCUGGUCUUCCAUCCAGUAUCGACUUGGAUGAGUGCAUCGAAAGAAUCUACCGGAGAGAACUGCUUGCAGAAUCAGUUAUCGAGGCGAUAUGCGCCAAAGCGAAGGAGCUGUUGAUGACGGAGAGCAAUGUGGUUCAUAUCGCUGCUCCUGUCACUGUGGUUGGGGACAUUCACGGCCAGUUCUUGGACCUGAUCGAGAUCUUUAGGAUUGGCGGAUAUCCCCCCGACACAAACUAUCUCUUCCUAGGUGAUUAUGUGGACCGCGGUCUGUUCAGUGUUGAGACCAUCACCCUCCUUGUGUGCCUCAAGCUCCGCUACCCGCAUCGCAUUUUCUUGGUCCGCGGCAAUCAUGAAUCCCGUGGAGUCACGCAGUCCUAUGGCUUCUACACCGAGUGUGCCCGAAAAUAUGGCAACGCCAAUGUGUGGCACUACUUCACCGACAUGUUUGACUUCAUCACACUAAGCGUUGUGAUCAACAAUGAAAUCUUCUGCGUGCAUGGCGGCCUCUCCCCCUCUCUCCAUUCUCUCGACCAGGUCAAAAUCAUUGACCGUUUCCGUGAGAUCCCCCACGAGGGGCCCAUGGCUGAUCUGGUCUGGUCGGACCCGGACCCUGAUCGUGAUGAAUUCUCCCUCUCUCCCCGUGGCGCUGGAUAUACAUUCGGGGCACAGGUUGUUCGCAAGUUCCUCGAGCUCAACAGCAUGUCCCACAUUCUGCGGGCCCACCAGCUCUGCAACGAUGGCUACCAGGUUCUGUUUGAUGACCGACUCAGUACGGUUUGGAGUGCCCCCAACUACUGCUACCGCUGCGGCAAUAUGGCCAGUGUCCUUGAGGUCGGCGACCAGGGAGAGCGAUUCUUCAAUACCUUCGAAGCCUCGCCCGAGAACGAUGUGCAUCGCAAUGAGCAGAUGCAGCAGAACAGGGAUGGAAAAAAUCCCAUGAUUGACUACUUUUUAUGA